UAAUUAUGCUUUGGCACUACAUAUAGACUGAUCAACAAACAAUUAAAACUCCAGAAUUAAUGUUAACUAAUUCAAUAUAUAAAUUAAGUUCCUUAAAUCAUUGGGGAAAUAUUUAAUGUGGUGUACUGAUUAACCAUGUGUUUAAUAUUUUUAAAGUUAAUUAUAUAAGAAGCCAAAUCUGAAUUAUAUAUUUUAAAUGGUUCUACCCAUUAUAAGUAAGACAUGAUAGGAGCUGCUGUUGGAAAUGAAAAUUGGUAUCUCUGGUGGAAGAAAAUUUAACACUGUACCGGGAAGCUCUUAAAAUUCUCUAUUAUUCCAUCUUGUUCUAUUUCUAGGAAGUCAGUAUGUGGAAUGUAUUUCCCCUGUAUGUUGAGAAAAACGUUCCAAAUGGCAGUGUUAUGCAAAUACUCUUAGAAAAUACAUGUGUGUAUGUAGCGAUAAACACGGGACAUUUUCUUCUCUUCGCUUUUCUAUGUAUCUCUACGAUGUUAAAGUAUUUAAUGAGGAUGGCGCUCGAAACGUAUUAAAUGGGAAAAAAGAAAAAGAGAGUAAGAGUUUAGGAUUCAAAAGAAUUGCGUGAAAAAGAACAAAGGAGCCAGCCUAAGCGGCCGGUUCCGCUUUUGGCUCCCUCCCCCCAACCCACAGGGACUUCCUGCUGCAGGUCCUUAGGUCUUCACUCUGGUCCGCUAGGCUCCUUAUAAAAAGGAGCCUCGGCGACCGACCGCGCAAUUGUACUCUGUGCAUCUCGCAAUGUCUGGACGCGGCAAAGGCGGCAAGGGGCUUGGCAAGGGCGGCGCCAAGCGCCAUCGCAAGGUGCUGCGCGACAACAUCCAGGGCAUCACCAAGCCCGCCAUCCGGCGCUUGGCCCGGCGUGGCGGCGUCAAGCGCAUCUCCGGGCUCAUCUACGAGGAGACCCGCGGGGUGCUCAAGGUGUUCCUGGAGAACGUGAUCCGGGACGCCGUCACCUACACGGAGCACGCCAAGCGCAAGACGGUCACGGCCAUGGACGUGGUGUACGCGCUCAAGCGCCAGGGCCGCACCCUCUACGGCUUCGGGGGCUGAGUCCACCCGCGCGCUCGCCUUCUGUAGCAAAACCAAAGGCCCUUUUCAGGGCCCCC
Messenger RNA from Hipposideros armiger (great roundleaf bat), 1118 nucleotides. RefSeq names its product histone H4. The record is from RefSeq and is a predicted model, not a curated record. NCBI's taxonomy places the organism in Eukaryota, Metazoa, Chordata, Mammalia, Chiroptera, Hipposideridae. Gene Ontology annotation, molecular function: structural constituent of chromatin; protein heterodimerization activity; DNA binding. Bases 751 to 1062 code for a protein of 103 amino acids. Gene Ontology annotation, cellular component: nucleosome. The transcript has a single exon.